Molecule: messenger RNA, 578 nt
Organism: Ipomoea nil (Japanese morning glory)
Lineage: Eukaryota; Viridiplantae; Streptophyta; Magnoliopsida; Solanales; Convolvulaceae
Product: probable sugar phosphate/phosphate translocator At5g25400
Exons: 2
Coding region: 29-538 (169 amino acids)
Cellular component (GO): Golgi apparatus; trans-Golgi network; endosome
Molecular function (GO): antiporter activity
Source: RefSeq, a predicted model, not a curated record
CGUCGCGAUUGAAGCCACCCGAUUGGUCAUGAUCCAGAUCUUGCUCACUUCAAAGGGAAUCAGCUUAAACCCCAUUACUUCCUUGUACUAUGUCGCCCCGAGUUGUCUCCUUUUCCUCUCCAUUCCAUGGCUCCUCGUUGAAUUCCCCGUCUUGAGACAGAGUUCCAGUUUCCGAUUAGAUUUCACCGUCUUCGGGACCAAUUCCCUCUGCGCAUUCGCCCUCAAUCUCGCCGUUUUCCUGCUCGUCGGCAAGACUUCGGCUCUGACAAUGAAUGUUGCCGGCGUGGUCAAAGAUUGGCUCCUAAUCGCGUUCUCGUGGUCCGUAAUCAAAGACACUGUAACUCCGGUCAAUCUUCUCGAGUAUGGAUUGGCUUUCUUGGGAGUUGCGUUCUAUAACCACUCAAAACUACAGGCAUUGAAGGCGAAAGAAGCUCAGAAGAAAGCUCAGCAGCAGACAGACGAAGAAAGCGGGAAGCUAUUGGGCGAGAGCGGCGGCGGAGGCGAUUCGCUGGGGAAGAAGGGCGAUGCACAGGCCUAAUUUCGUAAUUUCGCUCGGAGAAAUUCAAGAAAAAAAAUAA